CACCGUUGAACUUCACUCCAACAAUCGUCGUACCCGUGGACGUCGCCGUUGGCGGCGCGUGUCCAUUGGCUGCGAGAAACUGGUUUCUCUGGUGGUUCUCAAAGCUCAAUCCUCCAGCCAUCUUCGAAUCUUCCGUGUGGCUUUAAAUGGCUGAUCAAAUGUGUAUCAAUGUUUACCAAUAUGCACUGAAAUGGUUGUUUAUGGCUGUUUGUGGAUUGUUUUCGCCCUUCGGAGGUGAUGCUGCUGCGCGAACCAGAAACGACCGGUCUCUUUACACGGGCUGGGGGUGUUUAUUACCCAAUUGGGCGAUAUGAGGGGGUGUAACCGUGUUUCCAUCACCAGCUAUGCUGACUG
Williopsis jadinii is the source of this 354-nucleotide messenger RNA. RefSeq lists its product as uncharacterized. NCBI's taxonomy places the organism in Eukaryota, Fungi, Ascomycota, Saccharomycetes, Phaffomycetales, Wickerhamomycetaceae. Bases 147 to 314 code for a protein of 55 amino acids. The record is from RefSeq and is a predicted model, not a curated record. The transcript has a single exon.